Molecule: messenger RNA, 1257 nt
Organism: Strongyloides ratti
Lineage: Eukaryota; Metazoa; Nematoda; Chromadorea; Rhabditida; Strongyloididae
Product: Aspartate aminotransferase
Exons: 2
Coding region: 1-1257 (418 amino acids)
Biological process (GO): L-aspartate catabolic process; biosynthetic process
Cellular component (GO): mitochondrion
Molecular function (GO): L-aspartate:2-oxoglutarate transaminase activity; pyridoxal phosphate binding
Source: RefSeq, a predicted model, not a curated record
AUGUUGUCUCGUAUUCCUAAAGUAAUUACCAUUACAUCUACACGUCCAUUAUCAGGAUGGUUUAAGGAUGUUCCUAUGGGACCACCAGAUGCUAUUCUUGGUGUAACUGAGGCCUACAAAAAAGAUAAAAAUGAGAAGAAAAUCAACUUGGGAGUUGGUGCUUAUCGUGAUGAUCAAGGAAAACCAUGGGUAUUACCAUCUGUUAGAGCUGCUGAAAAAAGAAUUGUAGAGAAGGAACUUGAUAAAGAGUAUGCUGGAAUUGCUGGAUUACCAGAAUUUACCAAGAAAGCUGCUCAACUUGCUUUUGGAGAGGAUAGCACUGUACUUAGUGAAAAAAGAAAUGCUACUGUUCAAAGUAUCUCUGGUACUGGAGCUUUAAGAGUUGGUUCUAAUUUUUUAUCAGCUUUUCAUUCUGGACCUAAAGUUUGUUAUCAACCUGCUCCAACAUGGGGAAAUCAUGUUCCAAUUUUUAAACAUGCUGGAGUUGAAGUUAAACAAUAUCGUUAUUAUGAUAAAAAUACUUGUGGUUUUGAUGAGAAAGGAUGUUUAGAGGAUAUAUCAAAAAUUCCAAAAGGUUCUAUUAUCCUUUUACAUGCUUGUGCUCACAAUCCAACUGGUGUUGAUCCAACAUUUGAACAAUGGCAAAAAAUUGAAGAAGUUGUUAGAUCAAAAGAAUUAUUUGUAUUCUUUGAUAUGGCAUACCAAGGUUUUGCUUCUGGUGAUAUUAUUAAGGAUGCUCAAGCAGUUAGAUACUUUGCUAAGAAAGGACAUAAUCUUUGUUUGGCUCAAUCUUUUGCCAAAAAUAUGGGACUUUAUGGUGAGAGAGUUGGUGCUUAUUCAAUUAUUUGCCCAGAUAAAGAUGAAGCAGACAGAGUUAUGUCCCAGUUGAAGAUUCAAAUAAGGCCUGUUAUUUCAAAUCCCCCAAUUCAUGGAGCACGUAUAGCAACAGAAAUCUUGACAGAUCCUUCUCUUAAAGAACAAUGGUUAACAGAUGUCAAAACAAUGGCUGACCGCAUUAUUUCAAUGAGAAAACAACUUAAAAGUUUGUUAGCAAAGGAAGGAAGUUCUCGUAACUGGGAACAUAUUACAAAUCAAAUUGGCAUGUUCUGUUAUACGGGAAUAACUCCAGAACAAGUUAGUAAACUUACAAACGAAUAUUCAAUUUAUCUUACAAAAGAUGGCCGUAUUUCGGUAGCUGGUGUUUCAUCAAAAAAUGUUGAAUAUUUGGCUCAUGCUCUUCAUCAAGUUACCAAAUAA